UUUGCUUUUAAAUACGAUACAUUCGGACUGUUCCAAUUAUAUUAAAACGUCGGAAUUAACUGCGAUACUCGAUACUAAUUCAAACACAAAUUUCGUAAUAAGAAAGAUGGAAAAAAAGCAAAAGUUUACACGUUUGAGUGAAAUCCUGACUACUAACAUUGGAAAGUUCGCAAAAAUUAUCGGAACACAUCCGUUUUACUUUAUCUUUCCUACCCUUCUUCUUAGUGGUCUACUAUCUAUAGGAAUUAUGAAUAUCAAAACAAAUUAUUACAACGAUUAUUUGUUAACUCCGGACAGAGGAAGAGUGUUUGAUGUUAUGCAGUUUAUUGACAAAACAUUUCCCAUGAAUUAUUCGACUUUUUAUGAUUUCCUAAGAAUGACCAAACCUCCCCUUUCACCAAUCAUCUAUUUAAUAAAUAAGAAAGGAGAAAGCAUUUUCAAUAAGAACGUGUUAGAAGAAAUCAAAAUAAUUGACAAAAUUGCAAAAAAUGUUACCAUUACGGUUAAUGGAAACAUUAUUCGUUAUCAUGACGUGUGCGGAAUUGUAGAUGGUAAAUGUUUCGAAAAUCCUCUCAUCCCACUAAUCAAUAAUACAGACGUAUCUAAUGUAUUACGACACAAGUAUCCGUUACAUUUGGAUCCUCUGACUUUUGUAUAUAAAAUCCUUUGCAUAAAUUUGGGUGGAGUGAAGACGGAUGAUAAAAGAUAUAUCAAAGAUGCAAAAGCAAUUCGCUUGAUAUAUCCGGUAGACGAAUUUAAUACUAGAACGAAAGAAUUGAGUACAUUAUGGAAAGAAGCGCUGUACAACCGGAUGAAAGCUUAUUCUUCUGAUUUCGUUGAAGUACUCCAGGAACCAUUUCAAUCUACCGAGUCAGAAAUGAAAAUAAUUUCUGAUAAAAUGAUACCUUUGAUAAAUGCGUCGGCGUUAAUAAUAAUUAUUAUUUGCGUAAUAACGUACAUGACUAACAGCUGGGUGAGAUCCAAACCCUGGAUGGCUGUGGCUAGUGUCGUUUCAACUGGUAUGGCUACUGCAGCUUCGUUUGGUUUUCUUUGUGCUUGCGGGGUGGAAAAUGUUAGCUUCAACUUUGGAAUUCCUUAUAUUAUAUUAGCGACAGAAGUAGAUAAUGCUUUCGUGAUAGUUUCAUUCUGGAGACAGACGAGUCCCUAUGACAGCGUAGUAAAACGGAUGGAAAAGACUUACUCGAACGCAGCUGUGUCGAUUACUACAACCAGUCUCAUGAAAUUCUCUACUUACUGCAUUGGCAUGACUUCGCCUUUUCCUGGAGUAAGAACGUUUUUUCUGUAUGCUGCGGUAUGCGUGUUCUUCAACUAUUUGUUUCAGUUAUGUUUCUUCGGUGGAUGUUUGGCGUUGAGCGGAUACAGAGAAGAGAAAGGUCUUCACUCGUUUACAUGUAGGCCAGUUUUGGAAUCCUCAAAAAUUUACGAAGGAUACGGCGAAGCACCCAAAGAUGACUCACUUAUGACGUUUUUCAAAAAUAAAUUUGCUACUUUUAUUUCUCAAUCCCGUACUCAAACCAUCAUUACUGUUGUUUACUUAACAUUAUUAUCAAUAGGAAUAUGGAGGGUUUUGGUGAUAAACGAAGGCUUCGACGUUUUUAAAUUCCAUGAUAAUAAUUACAAAAUUACACAAGCCUAUCGAAUUUACUACAAUUAUUUUACAGAAUAUCCAUACACAGUGCACGUUGUUAUUAAUGAAAAUUUAGAUUAUUCUGAUCCUCGGGUACAAAAUAAAGUACAAAAAAUCAUACAUAAUUUUCACAGUCUUCCGAACAUUGCUGGACCCGAACUCGAUAUAUUCUGGUUAAAAUACUUUAAAAUUUUUCAAGACCAUCCGAUCUCCAAAUAUUCUCUGAUGGGAUACGACAUGACUGAGAAAAAAGACUUUAUGGAUGCUCUCAAAAAUGUCUUUCUGAAUUUCAAAGGUGCUCAACAAUUCCGAAACGAUAUAUAUUUUAAUCACAAUAAUACCGAAAUUAUUUCCACCCGCUUUUUAUUAAUAGCCAAAAAUGUCUCCGAUAAAAUUACAGAAGUUAAUAUAAUGAAGGAUUUGUGGAGAAUUGCGAACGAAGCACCGUUUAAAGUUAACGUUCACAUGUUAGCAUCACCUCUAAUCGAACAGGCAAUUAUCGUCAAAACACAAACUUUUCAAGUCAUCUGGAUAACUUCAUUGUUAACUCUUGUAAUUUUCAUUUGUUUUAUACCAAAUUUUAUUUGUGCUAGUGUCGUUGCUGUUUCCGUUAUAUCUAUUUCCGUACAAACAAUCGGGUAUAUAUCACUGUGGGGGAUUAACCUGGACAUCAUAUCUAUGAUAACGUUAAUACUUUGUAUUGGAUUUUCUGUGAAUUAUCCCACUCAUAUGUGUUAUUCUUUCGUUAAAUCCGAGAAGACAACCACUAAAGAAAAAUUAAAGGACAGCUUAUUUCACCUGGGAUUUCCGGUGUGUCAGGGUUCACUAUCGACCGAUUUCGGGUUAGUAAUUGUGUUAUCUUACGACUACUUUAUAAAUAAAGUUUUUGUUAUCAUUAUUGCUAUAAUUACAGCACAAACGGCAUUUCAUGCUAUGUUUGUUAUUCCCGUAAUGCUCUCAUUUAUUUCAUUUUUGAUGAAAAAAUGGAAACGAAAAUAAAACUGAUGUAACAGAAUAUAUCUUUUAUGCAUUGUGACAUAUUACAUGAACUAUUAUCGUCAUAGUAGGAUGAAGUGGUUAUACCGCGUAUUUUUACAACUGUUUUUAUUUAGUAUUAUUGUAAUUAAUGGUACAUCAAAUACAAUUUCACCGUUUAAAAUGUAUCAAAUAUAUUAUAAUUUUGGAAAUGUUGUGUUUUAUUCAAUAACUAAAACAGUGUUGUAUAUGAAAGAUUCUUUAGUUUUAUUUGUGUUAUUA
Molecule: messenger RNA, 2905 nt
Organism: Centruroides sculpturatus (bark scorpion)
Lineage: Eukaryota; Metazoa; Arthropoda; Arachnida; Scorpiones; Buthidae
Product: patched domain-containing protein 3-like
Exons: 4
Coding region: 107-2647 (846 amino acids)
Cellular component (GO): membrane
Source: RefSeq, a predicted model, not a curated record